AUGCAAAAUAUAGUUCGGGAUUAUCAAGCUGAUAAAAAUAAAAUAAAAGAUUUUCUUAAUGAAUUUGAAAUCGAUACAGCUGAUGGUUAUAAAGCAUCAAAAUAUGCUAAACAAUUGAGAAAUUUAGCUAAUCGUGAACAAACAACAUUAGUUAUUGAUAUAGAUGAUAUAGCUACAGUUGAUCCAGAAUUAGCUGAUGCUAUAACUGAAAAUUGUCGUCGAUAUACUCAACUUUUUUCUCAAGUUAUUCAAGAAAUGUUACCCGAAUUGAAAGAUAGAGAAAUUCAACAUAAAGAUGUACUUGAUGUUUAUAUUGAACAUCGUUCAUUAAUGGAACAACGUAUGCAUCAUAAUACAGAUGAAACACGUGAUCCAAUGAAUCGUUAUCCUGAAGAAUUAAUGAGACGAUUCGAAUUAUAUUUUAAAUCAUCAAGCACACAAAAAUAUUUAUCUGUUCGUCAAGUUAAAGCAAAUCAUAUUGGAAAAUUAAUAUCAGUUAAAGGUGUUGUUACACGUGCAACAGAAGUUAAACCAAUGAUAAAUGUUGCAACAUAUACAUGUGAUAUAUGUGGUUCUGAAACUUAUCAACCGAUAACUUCACCAACAUUUAUGCCACUUGUUAUGUGUCCAAGUCAAGAUUGUGUAACAAAUAAAUCCGGUGGACGUUUAUCAUUACAAACACGUGGUUCAAAAUUUAUUAAAUUUCAAGAAAUAAAAAUUCAAGAACAUACUGAUCAAGUACCGGUUGGAAACAUUCCACGUUCAAUGACAGUAUGGUGUCGAGGAACAAAUACACGUUUAUGUCAACCAGGUGAUCAUGUUGCUAUAACUGGCAUAUUUUUACCAUUACUUCGUACGGGUUUUCGUCAAAUGACACAAGGUCUUCUAUCGGAUACUUUUCUUGAAGUACAUAGAAUUGUUUUAUUAAAUAAAAGUGAAGAUGAAGAAAUUGAAGAUAAAGAAAUGGAUGAAGCUGAAUUAGCAGAUCUUUUUGCUGAAAAAGAUUUAUAUGAUCGAUUAUCAAUGAGUAUUGCACCUGAAAUUUAUGGACAUGAAGAUAUUAAAAAAGCUUUACUUCUUUUACUUGUUGGAGGAAUUGAUAAAUCACCACAAGGAAUGAAAGUUCGAGGAAAUAUAAAUGUUUGUCUUAUGGGUGAUCCUGGUGUAGCUAAAUCACAAUUAUUAAGUUAUGUCAAUCGUUUAGCACAACGUAGUCAAUAUACAACUGGUCGUGGUUCAUCUGGUGUUGGUUUAACAUCAGCACUUAUUAAAGAUCCAAUUACAAAUGAACUCGUACUUGAAGGUGGUGCAUUAGUCUUAGCUGAUCAAGGUGUUUGUUGUAUUGAUGAAUUUGAUAAAAUGACUGAAUAUGAUCGAACAGCUAUCUAUGAAGUUAUGGAACAACAAACAAUUUCAAUUGCUAAAGCAGGUAUAUUAACAUCAUUAAAUGCUCGUACAUCAAUCUUAGCUGCUGCUAAUCCUGCAUAUGGUCGUUAUAAUCCUAAACGUUCAAUUGAAGCUAAUAUUCAAUUACCAGCAGCACUUUUAUCACGUUUUGAUUUACUAUGGAUAAUUCAAGAUAAAAAUGAUCGGGAAAUAGAUCUUAAAUUGGCUCGUCAUAUUGCAUCUGUACAUCAAACUGGAUGUCAACCAGAAAUCGAAAAUAAUCAACAUUUUAUUGAUAUGAAAACAUUACGACGAUAUAUUGCAACAUGUAAAAAGAAACAACCAUUAGUACCUGAAUCAUUACUUGAUUAUGUUGUUACAGCUUAUGUUGAAUUACGUAAACAAGCUCGUGUUAGUAAAGAUAUGACAUAUACAUCAGCAAGAAUGCUUUUAUCAAUACUUCGUUUAUCAACUGCACUUGCUCGUCUUCGUUGUGGUGAUCUUGUAUCAAAAGAUGAUAUUGAUGAAGCACUUCGUUUAAUGGAAUCAUCUCGAUUACUUUUGAAACAUCAUGAAAAUGUACCAACAAGACAAAUCAAUCCAAUUGAUCAAGUAUUUUCUGUUGUACGCGAUAUGGUACCAUCAUCGGGUGCUAAAAUUGUUCGUUAUGCCGAAGCUAAAGAACGUUGUGUUGCAAAAGGUCUUAAACCAGAUACAUUUGAUGAGGCACUUGAACGUUAUGAAGAAAUGGGCUUAUGGUAUGUUAAUCAACAACGUACAACAAUUACAAUUGUUUAA
Molecule: messenger RNA, 2184 nt
Organism: Rotaria sordida
Lineage: Eukaryota; Metazoa; Rotifera; Eurotatoria; Philodinida; Philodinidae
Source: the annotation of a GenBank genome assembly